This is a messenger RNA of Hippocampus zosterae (dwarf seahorse), 7913 nucleotides long. RefSeq names its product nuclear factor 1 X-type-like. The transcript is spliced from 13 exons. The coding region runs from base 580 to 2163 and encodes 527 amino acids. Gene Ontology annotation, cellular component: nucleus. Gene Ontology annotation, biological process: regulation of transcription by RNA polymerase II. The record is from RefSeq and is a predicted model, not a curated record. Lineage: Eukaryota; Metazoa; Chordata; Actinopteri; Syngnathiformes; Syngnathidae. Gene Ontology annotation, molecular function: DNA-binding transcription factor activity, RNA polymerase II-specific; RNA polymerase II cis-regulatory region sequence-specific DNA binding.
AAGUGAGGAGGAAGAGAGAGAAGGCAAAGAGGGCGAAAAAAGAAGCGGCACUCGGGUUUGCCAGCGGUCGCGCGCACUCUUCCAACAUUGAUUCCGUCCUCUUGUUUUGCUUUUUUUUUUUUUUUCCAAACCUCCUUCUCUGUGCUUACUCCCCUGUCCAGCUCUCUCUCUUCGAUUCGACUGAACUCUACCCGCUUUGCCAAGAGUUGCUUAUUUUUUAUUUAUUUAUUUAUUUUUACCCCGUCAAGAUAUUUUUCAACAUUUUCGACAAUUUGAUCCACUUGAUGCACUUAUUUAGUUGCAUUUAUCCUGGUAGCCUUUUUUUGACAGAAGUUCCUGAACUUCUUUACAUUCUCCUUCUGCUGUGCUCUUGAACAACAACUCUCCUGCUCCUGCUACACUACCUCCUGUGUUCCUUUGCUGGUAUUACACCUUGCCCCUCGCCUUAUUUUUUUUAACUUCUGGCUGCUUUCACUGGACAGUUCGAUUUUUCAAAAUAUUUGCCCAUUUCUCCAGUGCAGAUUGACAAAACCUUUUUUUUUUGCAAUCUGCCGGGUCAAUUUAUGAUGAAAGAGAAAAAUGGAUGAAUUCCACCCCUUCAUCGAGGCCCUGCUGCCCCACGUCCGCGCCUUCGCCUACACCUGGUUCAACCUGCAGGCCCGCAAGCGCAAGUACUUCAAGAAGCACGAGAAGCGCAUGUCCAAAGAGGAAGAGCGCGCCGUGAAGGACGAGCUGCUGGGGGAGAAGCCCGAGAUCAAACAGAAGUGGGCCUCGCGCCUGCUGGCCAAGCUCCGCAAGGACAUCCGGCCCGAGUUCCGUGAGGACUUUGUGCUCACCAUCACGGGGAAGAAGCCCCCCUGCUGCGUGCUGUCCAACCCCGACCAGAAGGGCAAGAUCCGUCGCAUCGACUGCCUGCGCCAGGCCGACAAGGUGUGGCGGCUGGACCUGGUCAUGGUCAUCCUGUUCAAAGGCAGCCCCCUGGAGAGCACGGACGGGGAGCGCCUGGUCAAGUCGCCGCAGUGCACCAACCCGGGCCUGUGCGUCCAGCCGCACCACAUCGGGGUCUCCGUCAAGGAGCUGGACCUCUACCUGGCCUACUUCGUCCACACGCCAGAAUCCGGACAAUCAGACAGCUCUAGCCAACAGGGGGACACGGACAUUAAACCACCGCCCAAUGGACACCUGAGUUUCCAAGACUGCUUUGUCACCUCAGGGGUUUGGAACGUGGCUGAGCUCGUCAGAGUGUCACAGACUCCUGUUGCCACGGCGUCAGGUCCGAACUUCUCAUUGGCUGACCUGGACAGCAGUCCCAGCUACUACAACAUCAACCAGGUGGCCGUUGGGCGACGUUCCCUCACUUCCCCUCCCUCCACCAGGUCUGAGGUGGAACUGUACGCAAACCUUCCGCGGAGCUCCACCAAGAGGAAGUCGUUAGACGACAGUGAGAUGGAGAGCCCAACAGAUGAUGUUUUCUAUCCUGGACGCUCGCCCGCUGCCAGCUCAUCCCAAUCCAGCGCGUGGCCCAAUGACAUGGAUGCAGUGCAGCACCAUUUGGCCAGUGUGCAGGAGAGGAAGAUAAAACAUGAAAACGAAGGCGUGCAGUUUCCUUACCAUGGACUGUCCUCGCCUGGUUCACUUAAGAAGCCGGGGAAGUUUGAUUUCAACGCCCUGUCUUCCCAGAGGUCCCCUCGCAUGGCGUUCACACACCACCCGCUGCCCGUGCUGGCAGGAGUGAGACCAGGGAGCCCCCGUGCCUCAGCCUCAGCCCUGCACUUCCCCUCUUCCUCAAUCAUCCAGCAGUCCAGCCCUUAUUUCACCCACCCCACCAUACGCUACCACCACCACCAGGACCCGCUUAAGGAGUUUGUGCAGUUUGUGUGCACCGACGGCACAGGACAGCCGAGCGCACAGCCUAAUGGAGGUGGCCAGAGCAAAAUGCCGGGCUCCUUCCUGCUGCCCCCGCCACCCCCGGUGGCACGCCCCGUGCCCCUCCCCAUGCCCGACUCUAAAACCAUCAGCACGCCCACCGACGGUGGACUCAGCUCACCCGCAUCUCCGUCAUACUCCACGCCAGGCUCCACAGCUCCCAACCGGUUUGUCGGCAUCGGAACACGGGACAACUUUCUGAAUAUCCCCCAGCAGACUCAGUCCUGGUUCCUCUGACAUGGUCUCGACGAAUCAACAACUAAAAUGGUGUCAUGAAAAUUGGAAAAAAGAAAUGAUCAAGAGCAGACUGCUGACACUCAAAAAGGUUUCUCUCUGGCCCACAUUGUACAAAGUACAACUACAGAACCCCCACAUGGCCCCGCCCCACCCCAAGUGGCCACUCCCAUCUAAACCAAUUUGAACUGGAACGUUCGUAUCCACCCCCCACCCCCCAACCCGCCUUCAGAAAUGCAGGAGGGCUCCAUGAGAUGGAGUGGACAGACUCGCACCGCCAGGCGGAAGACGAGGAACUGUCGCACGCUCAUCAAGGAAAUGUUGGACAGGAAACACAAAUAUGGCAACCUGGAAAUUGACCAAUUUUUACAUUCUUUUUUUAUUUUUUAUUUUUUAAUCACUUUUAUUUUUGUUAUCAUUUUGUCUUCUCCACCACGAAACUCCACGCAUUGGCCUGUUAGGUUAAAACACAAAAUGGUAGUCACCUAAAUUGCGCUAACUGAUCUCAAAGAUCCUGGUGACGCCCACUUUGAUGACCACCACUAUCACUUAAGUUCAAGACCACCCACGCAGCCACAUCCCUGCGUGCCACCCCCACCCUCUCAUGCACCUCAUUCGCUCAGCCCUGAAGACCCAUUGAUUUGCGAUUGGCCAAUCCCGCGUGACGCCAUCAGAUGGUGUGACAUUAUAUGCACUAAGUGGCUGGUCUUUGUUGUUUACCUGUCCAAGUAUCAGGGCAACUAUUUCUUUUUUUUUUUCCGCGGGGCGGGGGGGAGGGGGAGAAUAAGCGUUAGCCAGUUGCAAGCGUUUAAAAACACUAAAGGCUACAUGUGCUCUUUCAUCCCAUCACCUAUGCACUAUUAAUUCUCAUUCGGGAUGAACAGAAUUGCACAUGCACGGCCACAAGGGCGAUGAGGGAGGGCCAAGGAGGCUUGACAGAUAUGUGGCUGUGCAUCCAAGUCUAAUUUACCCCCUCAAGUGCAACGCACACAUACGCACACACGCACGCACACACACACACACACACACACACACACACACACACACACACAUACAUUUGCAACCAUCUUACCUUAAAUAGUCUGUCACACAGCCACUCAUUAUUUUUUUUAUCAGAAAUAGGGAUGGGCACAAUAAAUAGAUUAAUCGUGUCUUGUGAGGCAAAAUGGAGUGAUCUACUGUACUUGCCUGGCUGACAACUACAGUGAACAACCACCACUAUCACCAGAGAGGAUAUGUUCCAGACCCAUCCACAACAUAUAGAAAGAGCAUUUGAAAAAGUAAAAAAAAAAAUUAAAAAAGGUUUCCCCUCUCCACCUCACUUUGAACUCAUUUAAACUUUAAAACCCCUUAAAAGUGUUAAAACACACAAUUAUUCUUGAAUAAUGUCUGUUCUCGCUGGCGCAGUUCUGCGAUCAAGGCAAGGCAGCUUUAUUUAUACAUUGCAUUUCAGUACCGAAGAUAACUAAAUGUGCUUCACAUAAUUAGUACAACGUUUAAAAGCAAUUACGGACUAAAGAGUGAACGACAUUUGCAUCAUAGCUUAUGAAAAUUAUUAAAAGACCGUCCGUCCAGUGCAAGAACAAGAUUUUGGAAAAAAUAAAAAUACUAAAUGACUAUUACUCAUACGUAGUUGGGGACCUUCUCUUCCUCUUCACUCUUAAUCACGCUGCAUUGCUUCCAAUCGUGCUCAAUGCUGCCCCAUAAGCCAUGGCACCGUGUGAUACUACAUUGAAGAUUGGUAAAACUAAAUCCAGAAUUGCCCGGGUCCUUAUAAAACGAUCACGGAGAAUGAAAGAUAUAGCAGGGAACACUGGAUUUUGCCAUCUAAAGAAGUACAACUCGUUGGAAACUGUCAUGGCAGGAUUUCAAUACAUCUAGGGAGACAUUCUCCUAUCUUAAAAAAUAUAGGGAAAAAACACAGCUCAAUUCAAGGAAACGUAGUCAAAUGCCCAUCCCUGUUCUCAAUUUUUUUUAUUUUACCAGAAAAACAUGCACACGCACACACACACACACUGCAUAAGCUUCAUAUUAUUAGCUUUCAUUUAGCUUUUAGGGCUUUUUUUUUCUUGUGAUCUCAUCUAUUAUUGGUAUUUUUUUCUUUUGGUUUUCUUCCACUUGGAUUGUUUUGCAUGUCAUAACACUUUUGGCCACAGUAACUGUAUAGCAUGCUUCGGACCAGGCCCGGACUUCAGUGAGUAGAUGUCAGCUAGACAGCUUCUCAAAAUCUCUCGCGCGCAAGGACAGCACGGUAACACCAGCUCAUCACACACAAUCCCCUGCGUUGCUUCACCCGAUAGUCCACUCAAAGGAACACACGCACACAUACACACACACGUGCGCGCACGCACGCACACACACACACUAACAUGUGUCAUAGAAUGAUAUUUGGUUCUCCAAAAUGCCUCUGUUAAUAGUUUUUCAUUCAUUUGAGAUUUGUCCAAAUUGACAUUUGUUACAUGUAAACUGUUCACAUCAAGCAUUUGCAUCAUGACACAACCCAAUAUCAAAAGCCGCUAUCAAAAAAUAACUGGACUGCCUUGCUGUAGGUUCUGUUUUGCAGGGAUAGUAAAGACCGAGAUUCGGGUCUCGGCCUCUCGUGUAACACGUAUGUGCUAAAACAUAUAACAAAACUAUUAACAGUAAUAUGAAAGUGCCUCUGUAUUCACUUCAUGCAAUUAGUCUUACACUUCAGGUUGUUUUUCUGGCAUGUUAGCUAAUGCUCAAAGCUAAAAACAAUGGCCUCGGUCAGGGUUUCCCAAUUCAGCACAAGCCAUCACGUAAUAAAUUUUGAGCUGGUACUGUCAAGUAUUUUUAGAACAGAUUAUUCCAUCGAUUCAUCAAAUAAUGGGAUACAAUUUUACUUUGCGUAGAAGUGAAUGACCAAGUCAUGAUUGCAGUUUACAAACUAAUUAUUGUUGUUCAUUUGGUGUUAUAAACAACUAAACAAUAUCACACGAGGGAUUAAUGUUGGGUUCACCAAAGUUUUUCAAAUUAAUUCCGUAACUGGUUUGGUCAUUGCAUUGCAUUGGUCAAGGCAAAAAUAGAUGUCGAUGAAUUUUAACACCACAAAUUGCAUUAAGUUGAUAUAAUUUAUGAUAACAAAUAACAUAUAUAUUUUUAAUGUUUUAUUCUUUUAUUCUGAUGAUCUUACCGAAAAAAAUUUUGCUUUUUUUGUUUUGUUUUUUAAUGUGCCACCCCACAAUUUGGGAAACCCUGACCUGGAAACAUCUUUAUAAAGGACGCUAAACAUGCUUUUUAUAAAGACAUACAGAGAGAGAGAGAGAUCUUAUACAGUACAUAUAUAUUUAUGAUAUAAGUAUGCUCCUUUUGAACUUUUUGCUCCACAAGCUAGUGGGCAGUCUAGUUAUUUUCUGAAGCUUUCCCAGAAUACCCUUCGGGUGACAUCACCUGACUUUCCCUUUGCAGUCCCAGCCCCAAACGACACCACACACAUGUGCAGCAGCGCAGCAUUCUAAUACCUUAGAUAAACAUGUCAACAAAUUUUGACUGUAGGAUUGAAGAAGAAAAAAAAUGUUUUGUUUUUUGAUGGAAAGUAUUAUUAUUGAGAAAUAUGUGUCGAUUGAGCCACGUGCAAUGCAUUGGGUAGAUCAUUGUGUUUGUCUGUUAGAGAUUUUUAAGAAAGCUACGAGAAAAGAGAAAAAAAAAUGUAUUUGUCGCAAGUCCAUAAGCUCCGGGACUCUAAACUUAGAGGGCCAUGAUUAAGAAAAGAAAAAAAAAAUCCUAGUCUUUGUAAGUCGGGGGUAUUGUUUUUAUUUUCUUUGUCUCUUUUUUUUUAAUGUUUCUGUGUAAUCAUUUGUUUAUACAAAAAAAUAUGCGGGAGGGCUGAAGGAAAACAAAUCUACACAACUUCUUUAUCAUCAAGUGAAAACUGGUGCUCCUUAAACAUUAUUAAUUCUGUUCACAACUAUUAGAAACAAAUGGUCAUGAACAAAAAAAGCAUUAUUACUCCUCUUAUAUCUCUCUCUCGUACUGUUUGUAUUCUUCUUCUAUUGAGUGGAUGGGGGGUGGGUUCUGAUCCAUCAAUCAAAACUGACUGUCACGUAAAUAAAACCAGGCAACUUUUUUUUCUCACCCAAGCGCUGCCUAAAACUCACCAGCAGAAAACUCCAAACAUUGGCCAAAAUCCAAAAACAAAAGCUUGAUCCAGAGUCACGCUGACACCACGACACAAAGUAGAACGCGGCCAAACACCACGAGACCCGUUUUUACCAUUAGGCAGCAUUGUGAGCAUCUCUCCUGUUGUCCCCCCAUUCUUAGUAUCGCCACCGCCCCCCUCGCCGCCUCCACCCGCCUCUGUAAAUGACUCUUCUAGUGCUUGUGCUGUAGUGUAUAGUUUUCCAGCAGUUAAAGGUUGUCCUUUGAAAGUGCCUUUUGUUCACAGACUCCAUUUUGUAAUCCAGUUUUUGUUUUGUUUGUUUCGCUGGCUAUUCCCUGAGUGCCGCGCUCGAGCACAACGUUUCAAAUGAAUCAUUAUCGUUCCUCCCUUCACUUCCUCAUAUCUAAAUGCUGAAAUCUGCAUACAGAUAUAAAAGGUGUCAAUUAGUUAUUUCACGAUAAAUGAUGACAAAAAAGAAAAGUGUCAUUGUUGGGCUGUUGCUUUUUUUUUUCCCCCUCCACCAACCGCCCCAACCCAACCCAACCCCUGUCUCCACUGUCUAUUUUCUCUUUGACACUCGAGUAGUAUGUAACUGUGUGUCCGUCACUCUCGCUCACUGGCUCGCUCUCUCCUGCUGAAGGGCGGGACCAAAAAAAAAAGAAAAAAAAUAUUACUGAGAAACUUUUUUUGUCUGAGCAGAAUGCAGUUAGCUCACAUGUUAUUCUUGUCUGUAUGCUUCACAUUGUAUCUCGCCAUACCCAUCACUUCUGCUUCUCCAUUCAACAGCUAAUGUACGUGAACAAAUGACGCUGACGGGCUUUUGGGGGUGUCCUUGGGUCGUUUUUUUUUUUUUUUUUAAGGAAUGGAUGAGUGGGUUCAAGGCUGUUUCUGGGAUGGAGGAAGCUGAAUGAACCGCUUCAGGAUGUUGGAACAGGGGCUGCUCGGACUAGGAUAACAGUUUGCUCUUUUGUUUUGGUUAUUUAUUGUUUGGCUUUGUUUUACUUCCCCCUUUUUGUUUCAUUAUAAUUUGGAUGAUUUUUUUGGGAUAUUUGCUUAUCAGGGUAUGCUGUGUUUAAAAGCUCUUUGAGGACAGAAAGCCUUGGACUUAAAAUGAAAGCUACAAGCACCUUAUUGCCGGACUUAUCCUGCAUGAGGUUGAAGGAAAGGGGGCGGGCUUGCAUUUUCACAACCAUAUUUCCACAAAGGAAUCUGUGCUAAGUAUUAUCGUUAAUGGCGAGUUUUACAUAGUAAAACUCUCAGCAGUAUUAACUACUUCAAACACACUGGCUGGCCGUACAAGAGGUCAUGACCUCUUGGGGGUGGGGGUGGGUUCCCUGUUUUUUUCUCCUUCUGCCUCACCUCAUGCUGGACAGCUCCAAGUCUGUGUUCUCUCCUUUAGUUUGUUUUCUUAAGCGUGUAUCGUUACAAGGCAGCAGCCUCCUUGCCCCCUUGGCCCCACUCCUUUUAGUCCCAGCUCCUCUGCGCCUCUGUCUACGCACCAUUUCUUUGUGAGAACACCCCCAGAGCUCUAGGUGAAAUGCAUGUGUUAAUUACAGUUUCUUUUCCAUAAGAAGAAAAACGCAGUUUGAGAAGAGCAGCACCUGAUUGAAUAAAAAGGAUGUUCUUGACUGUA